UCUAAUUGUUUAAUAUUUUUCUUAAUAGUUUUUAAUUGAUAAGCGAAAGGAACGUUAUACAAAAAUAAGGACAAAUGUAAAAUGCCCUCUCCAAAAAGAUGUUUAAGAUUGCGUGUACAGAUAAAAUGUACUCGGCCAUAUUGACUUUCUCCGUUUUUGUCCAUUUUAUGACGUCAUAAUCUGAUCACGCGACUUAUUAAUAAACAUUAUGUUAUCCAUGGCAUGAACUCAGUCUUACGAAAAUUUUGUAUUAUUUGUAUUAUUAGACAAAAUCUGUUGAUGGCUAUAGGUCAUUAACUAUUUCCCCCCUCUUCCCAGAUUGUUGUGAAAAUGACUUUUAAUCAGGAGGGGUGUACUUUGAAGUGCUGUAAAUCACCAUGGCCCACAUGGCCAGCUCCACCGCCACCCCGUUAUGAUUCCCUAAGGUCUAAAGAACAUUGCUGGGUGAGUCAAAGUCUGCCAGCUCGUCGAGUAAACGAAAUCAUUUUUUAGCCCCCUUUCCGAGCGUGGGCACCCGGACUAUUUGCCUUUUUUGCAGUGAUCUGUUACUAGGAUGUUUUUGGUGACACACAUACACACACAAAAUGCUUGACCCAUAAACCUUCACGUGCGUUAAUGAACUGUAAGCCUCGUUUUCGCGUUCUGUGUUUUGAUUGCGCGGGCCGUUCAAAGUUUCGUUGAAUGGCGGAAAACGACAUUGUUUGUAAAGCAUGUGGUAAAAUAGUUGUAAAAAGAAGUCGUUAUCGACAUGGAAUCACGCUUUGAACUUAAGGAUAACCAACUGUGGUUCCAGAGUUAUCUUUGUGUGGUAUUUUUACUGGAUUCUUUGGAGACGUAGCGAGCGACGUCGCGAUCGAAGAUGAGUUCUCGUGUCAUGGGUGACUCGAUCAAGGACUUUCAAGUUCUUGAGUUAUUGGGCAAGGGAGGUUUUGCAUGUGUGUACCGUGCCCGUUGUAUAGCCACAGGACAGGAGUUUGCUAUCAAGAUGAUUGACAAGAAGGCCAUGAAGACAUCAGGAAUGGUGGCAAGAGUCAUAAAUGAAGUGGAAAUUCACUGUCAAUUGAAACAUCGUUCUGUACUUGAGCUCUAUAACUAUUUUGAAGAUGCCAGUUAUGUCUACCUUAUCCUGGAAAUGUGUCACAAUAAAGAGAUCAACCGCUACCUCAAGAAAACCGGACGGCCAGUGGGUGAAAAUGAGGCUCGUCACAUUAUGACUCAAGUUGUCAAAGGAGUCUUGUAUCUUCACUCACAUGGCAUCAUUCACCGUGACCUGACCUUGGGAAACAUUCUUUUGACCAGAGAAAUGGAUGCAAAAAUUGGUGAUUUUGGCCUUGCAGCAAGACUAACAAUGCCUAAUGAAAAACACUACACAAUGUGUGGAACACCAAAUUACAUUUCUCCUGAGAUAGCGACCAGAGGUCCUCAUGGUCUUGAGUCUGAUGUCUGGUCCCUGGGGUGUAUGCUUUAUACUCUACUUGUGGGAAGUCCUCCAUUUGAUACUGAGGCCGUCAAGAGCACACUCAACAGAGUAGUACUAGCUGAUUAUGACUUGCCUUGGAGUGAAAAUAUAAUUUUGACAAUAUUGUCGCUAAUUUGUUAUUUUUGUCAGCUCUAUAACUAUUUUGAAGAUGCCAGUUAUGUCUACCUUAUCCUGGAAAUGUGUCACAAUAAAGAGAUCAACCGCUACCUCAAGAAAACCGGACGGCCAGUGGGUGAAAAUGAGGCUCGUCACAUUAUGACUCAAGUUGUCAAAGGAGUCUUGUAUCUUCACUCACAUGGCAUCAUUCACCGUGACCUGACCUUGGGAAACAUUCUUUUGACCAGAGAAAUGGAUGCAAAAAUUGGUGAUUUUGGCCUUGCAGCAAGACUAACAAUGCCUAAUGAAAAACACUACACAAUGUGUGGAACACCAAAUUACAUUUCUCCUGAGAUAGCGACCAGAGGUCCUCAUGGUCUUGAGUCUGAUGUCUGGUCCCUGGGGUGUAUGCUUUAUACUCUACUUGUGGGAAGUCCUCCAUUUGAUACUGAGGCUGUCAAGAGCACACUCAACAGAGUAGUACUAGCUGAUUAUGACUUGCCUUGUAAUCUAUCAUCAGAGGCUCAGGAUCUCAUCAGUCAGUUAUUGAAGAAGAAUCCAGGGGACAGGAUCACAUUGUCAGGGAUUUUAGAUCAUCCAUUUAUGACGCAAGAAAGCAUGACAAAGUACUCAUCAAACAGUCAGCUAUAUCAUCCACAGCAUGUUGUAGAGCAGUCACUGGACAGUGGGACAGGUACAAUGGCUACAGUAUCGGCAGGCUUUGGUCAAUCCUCAAAAUCCACUCGUAACAGCAGCGAGCAUUCAAAAUCCAAAGCAUUACAGGGAAGCUCUAAGAUUGAUGCCUUCACUGACCGGUCAAGUGACCAUCUGUCCGAUAUGUGGCCCAGACAUGGUAGACACCCACCUUCUCCACCAGUUAGACAGAGAGCAAGCCACAGUACUAGCACAACUGAUCAAAAAACAAGUUCCUCAAAAGAUCUGAUUCGUGGUACAGAAGUGGCACCUCCUUCAUCCUCAGGCUCCAAACAGACUGCAAACUCUGCAUCGUGGCUGUCCAAUAUCACGUCUUCGACCUUCAGAAGCAAACAACCAAAAGACUUGGAAGCUUCCAAUGGUGAAAGAAAUCUUAUCGCAAAAUUCAAGAAUUAUAAUGCCAGCAAAUAUGGCAGCUCAUGCGGAAAUACACUGGGAGACUUUCUUAAGAAUGCAACCAGUAGGACAAACACAAGCAGCAGUGGAUUCAGUAGCGCAGAGACAAACCUGUGCCGUCAAGACAAGGAUCAACAAACCGUAGCUUCUGAUCUCAGCAAUCACAGCUUUAGCAAACAGCGAUCUGCUGAGGUCAGUAAGUCUGGUUGCAAAGAGACAGGAGAUUACCGACAACAUCGUCGACGUGGCAGCAACAGUGUCACUAAAGAUUCCGGAUUAGACUUUGCCCAUGUACAAGAAGAUAGUUCUGGUGGCUUGCCAGCCACACAGACAGGUUCUGAGCAGCAAAAGAGAAACUGCAAAAGCAAAUCAGAGACAUCAAGAUCUAAGUCUCUGGGCGACAUUGUGGAACCUUUGAACUCCACGAGGCUCAGACCCAUACGGCAGAAGACCAGAAAUGCAGUUGUUAGUAUCACUGAUGAUGGUGAAGUUUGUCUGGAGUUUUUUCAUCACAAGAAUGGUCAAGAUAGGGUUUUUGAGGUUCUGCGGAUAUCUCAGAAUGGGAUGAAGAUAUCUGUGUAUCAGCCUAAUGGCAAGUCAGGCAUUCCUCUGUCGUUACAACCUCCCUUACCUCCUGCUGGGUGUGAAUCGACUUCCACAUAUCUGUUCUCUAACUUGCCAUCCAAAUACUGGAAGAAGUACCAAUAUGCCACUGGAUUUGUUCAUCUUGUGCGCAAAAAGACACCAAAGGUGACCAUGUAUUCCAAACAUGCAAAAUGUAUGCUGAUGGAAAAUUCUCCACAUGCAGAUUUUGAAGUCUGUUUUUACAAUGUCCCCCUUUCUGGAAGGGUCACAGAGGGUUGCCACGGAUAAGAAAAUGGUCAGGG
Molecule: messenger RNA, 3573 nt
Organism: Orbicella faveolata
Lineage: Eukaryota; Metazoa; Cnidaria; Anthozoa; Scleractinia; Merulinidae
Product: serine/threonine-protein kinase PLK4-like
Biological process (GO): protein phosphorylation
Cellular component (GO): nucleus
Molecular function (GO): protein binding; ATP binding; protein kinase activity
Source: RefSeq, a predicted model, not a curated record